CCGAUCUCAUUCCUCUUCUGCUGUGAGUCUUGGACACAAGGGGCCACCCAAGGUGGCGGCACAGCUGACCGUGGGCACAGUCCCCCAAGCCACAAGCAGGCACCAUGGACUGGAAGAAGCUCCAGGACCUAUUGAGCGGCGUGAACCAGUACUCCACAGCAUUCGGGCGCAUCUGGCUGUCCGUAGUGUUCGUCUUCCGGGUGCUGGUGUAUGUGGUGGCGGCCGAGCGUGUGUGGGGUGAUGAGCAGAAAGAUUUUGACUGUAACACCAGGCAGCCCGGCUGUACCAACGUGUGCUAUGACCACUUCUUCCCUAUCUCCAACAUCCGCCUCUGGGCCCUGCAGCUCAUCUUCGUCACGUGUCCCUCUAUGUUGGUCAUCCUACACGUAGCCUACCGAGAGGAGCGGGAACGGAAGCAUCGCCUGAAGCACGGGGACCAGUGUGCUAAGCUAUACAGCCAUCCUGGCAAGAAGCACGGUGGCCUGUGGUGGACUUACCUGCUCAGCCUUAUCUUCAAGCUCAUCAUUGAAUUGGUCUUCCUGUAUGCCCUGCACAGGCUCUGGCAUGGCUUCACCAUGCCGCGUCUGGUACAGUGUGCCAGUGUGGUGCCCUGCCCCAACACCGUGGAUUGCUACAUCGCUCGACCCACCGAGAAGAAAGUCUUUACCUACUUCAUGGUAGGUGCCUCCGCUGUCUGCAUUAUUCUCACCAUCUGUGAGAUCUGCUACCUCAUCUUCCACAGGAUUAUGCGAGGCCUGAGCAGGGUCAAGUCUACAAAGAGCAGCAGCUCCCCGAAGUCCUCCAGCCGAGCCUCCACCUGCCGCUGUCACCACAAGCUUCUGGAGAGUGGGGACCUGGAACCAGACCCAGUUGAUGCCAAGCCGCAGGCCUCAGCACCCAACCUGACCCCCAUUUGAACAGGAGGAGGAGUGAGGCAGGGAGGUGCUGCAGGUGGAGGGGUGCUGGGACCCCCACUUUGAAUUCACUAAGCUAGCCAAUUAUGUUUAAAGCAGAUAUUUGUGGGUGCUGGGCUCUGUGCUGGCUACCUGGUAUAUAGGUAACAUGGCAAACCCAGCUUCAGAAAGGUAUUUAGAUUAGCAAAUUAAGUGCAUGCAUGCAAGGGUCUGCUUAGCUAAGCUGGUAAACAGGGCUUCUACCUACCCCAGAGGACUGUCAUGCCGGGCACCCUCUCAGAAAUGCACAGUAGGAGAGAGAAACGGGGGUCUCCAGAAGAGAUAGCAACAACAACAAACUGUAGAGGUGCUGGCCUUGGACUGGGGACAGCCAGCCAGAGGGAGCUUUUACUCCCCCAUGAGGAGCUGCUCCGGUUCCUAAGUGGAAUGUUCUGGAGGACAAAGAACAAAUGUGUGUAGCAGGCCUUGUCAUGUCAGCUGCUGUUUGGGACACCUGGGGGUUCUCUGGAUGCCCUUCCCCAACCUCCACCUUCAGGCAGCAAUACUCUUCUUCCUCUCCCCCCCCCAGGGUGCUCAGCCCGCUGCACCCUGUAGCCAGGACCUUGGGGGCAUGCAUGGAAUGGGAAUACAUCCAAGUCAGUUUCCUUUA
Messenger RNA from Mesocricetus auratus (golden hamster), 1563 nucleotides. RefSeq names its product gap junction protein beta 3 (gene Gjb3). Bases 105 to 917 code for a protein of 270 amino acids. Gene Ontology annotation, cellular component: connexin complex. The transcript has 2 exons. The record is from RefSeq and is marked provisional. Gene Ontology annotation, biological process: cell communication. Lineage: Eukaryota; Metazoa; Chordata; Mammalia; Rodentia; Cricetidae.